AGCGCUUGGAAUUUUUGGCCAAACACAGGUGGUGCUGUGAGGUGGUGGGUCCCUGCAGCCACGUGUGACGUCACAUGACAUCACAGUGGGAUACCCACAGCACAGCAAAACAUUCUGUGCCCACUUUGGUAACUGGCCACAUUGCCCAGGGAGGCCUGGACAACGCCGGGGCUGCUCUUGCCAGCACUCUGAUCCGCAGGAGCUGCCCAGCUGCACCGAGGAGGCGAGGGGAGGCUGCGGGAGAGCGUGGCAGAGUGACACGCAGUGAAGUGCUGAGGAGAGAAGCCCAGCAGUUCUGCAGCAGGAACAGCACCUCUUGCCCAGCUGCUGCCGAGCAGGGGGGGCAAGGAUGAUGAAGUAUCUGCUCUUUAAAGACUUGGGGCCUGAUGACCUCCCAACCCUGAAGCAGCUGACCACCAAUGAAAUCUGCAAGAUAUGGGCUGGCACAUCUAAGUACAUCCGGAAACAGCUCUUAGAGAAGAAGGCAGUGGAUAUCGGAAUUGGAACAUUUGCACUUGUCCUCGUGCAUGCCAGGGUGGGAGAGGACAAGGUUUUGCCUGUUGAGAGACCUGUGUUCCAGCUGUGCCGGUUUAUGAAGAUGUUUUACAAGCUGAAGUGUGCAAAGACCAAAAUUCCUAAAGAGACACCAUUCGUUCAGCUGGACUUCAAGCAGAUUGGGGCAGACACGCGCUUCCGCCCAGGAAUCGUGGAGCAGUGCAUACACGAGACCCUGCUUUUCUUUGCUGGGGCCAUCCGAGACAAGAGGGAGGUGGAGUUCUCCUUCAGGAGCAUUGGCAUCCUUGCUGUGCGAAGAAGUGUGGUCAGCAUGACCUUCUUUGAGGACUGCUUGCUGGAGCUGGAUGCCACAGGGAACAUGGAGGCAGCUCUUCUCGGGAACCCCAAGAUGAUGAAGAUAGUGGCCUUUGCUGGCAAAAACAAUUACAGCCGGGUCAGUCAAGACGGGGUCAUCGUGCUGCCAAGGUGAGCAGAACGGCUUCUGCAGU
This is a messenger RNA of Pezoporus flaviventris, 1004 nucleotides long. RefSeq names its product coiled-coil domain-containing protein 81-like. The transcript has 5 exons. The coding region runs from base 350 to 985 and encodes 211 amino acids. The record is from RefSeq and is a predicted model, not a curated record. NCBI's taxonomy places the organism in Eukaryota, Metazoa, Chordata, Aves, Psittaciformes, Psittacidae. Gene Ontology annotation, cellular component: centrosome.